GGCCUUGGCAUUGGCAUCGAUUUUUUGUACUGUAGAGAAAAGAGAGAAAAGAAAAAUCUAGCCACCUAUUCAGGACUGCCUUAGAGUAAAAAGAUAUUUUCCCACAGAUUGGAAAAAAAAAUAUUUGACUGGACCAGCUGGCCUGUCAAAUUAGUGUCGCCAACCGGAGAAAGGAAAAUUGAGCAAUGCGCUUUCAGACCGACCAGCCAUGAAGGGCUUGUCAUUUUCUCUACUUGCGCCUGUGGCGGUGGCUGGAUUCUUCACGCCAAUUGCCGCCGCCGAGCCCGAAACCACCGCCACCUGUCCGCGCGCCGGUGGCCUCUACAGCUUGCCGCUGCCAACAUGUCCUCGCGCUAUUGCGGGCUACCCCGCGAGGCGAAAAACACCUAAUCCUUCUGAUGAUGCCGCUCCUGCACAGCCCGAUCCCGCAGCGGCGGCGGCAGAAUUGGCAUCGCAGAGUUGGGACGGUCCGCACGGCUGCGUCGGCGCCUACUGCGUCUUUGCGAACCCGAAUUUCGGCAACGGCGGCAUCGUGCUGGUCACGACCAAGGGCAACGCCAAGCGGGUGAAAGCACUGCGCCCCGACACCACGACAAGCCAGGAGAAGAAUGCCGAGAGGCCGUUCAGGGCGCAGGCCAUCCCCGGAAAGGGCGUCGGUCUCGUCGCGAAGCGGCCCAUCGCCAAGGGCGAGCUCGUCAUGGCCGAGACGCCGGCGAUCCUGGUGCACAAAUUGGCCCUGGAGGAGGCGACCGAUGUUUACUUUCCCAGCCUGGAGCUCGCCGUGUCCAAGAUGACGGCUGCGACGCGCAAGUCGUUCAUGGCGCAGGGGACGCAGGGUGAUUUCCAGGGCGCCAUGGGUAUCAUGGAUAGGCUUUUUACCAAUUCGUUCCAGAUGGCCCUGUCCGGCGUCGGCGCCGAUGUGAAAGCUGGCUUUCAUUACGGGAACUUUCCGAACGUUUCCAAGCUGAACCACGAUUGCAGGCCCAACAUGGUUUUCCACAUCGACAACAACCUCGUCCACCGCACCCACGCCGUGCGCGACAUAAAACCGGGCGAGGAGCUGACCAUAUCCUACGUCGACCAGAUGGACCCCGCCCGGGACCGCCAGGCCCGCACGCGGUCAUCGCUUGGCUUCGUCUGCGGUUGUGCCCACUGCAGCUUGUCGGCGGCGGAGGCUGCCGCGUCCGAGAGGCGGAUCCGACGCAUCAAGAAGCUCGAGGUGGGCUUGGGACGGGCGGUCGAGGGUGGCUUCGAUGAGGCUGAGGCCAAGAAAAAGAUCGCGAUGGUCGAGGAGCUUUUGGGACUGUACGAGGUCGAGCGGCUGGAGAGCAAGAUUGCCGGGGCCUGGAUGCUCGCGGCGCGGGUUUAUGACGAGGCGGAGGAUGGUAAGCGGGCAAAGAAGUUUGCCGCUCUUGCUGCGAAGGGGUUGGAGAUGGAGCGUGGGAAGAGCUUCCCAGAGGUGGACUCAAUGAAGCGUCUCGCACAAAUGUCAUGAGGUAGAUUGAGAAAGAAGCCGAUUAAGGAUAGAAGUGUGCCACGUAACUUGACCAGGUGAUCAUGU
Messenger RNA from Pyricularia oryzae 70-15, 1561 nucleotides. RefSeq lists its product as uncharacterized. Gene Ontology annotation, molecular function: protein binding. The record is from RefSeq and is a predicted model, not a curated record. The transcript is spliced from 2 exons. The coding region runs from base 209 to 1495 and encodes 428 amino acids. Lineage: Eukaryota; Fungi; Ascomycota; Sordariomycetes; Magnaporthales; Pyriculariaceae.